Molecule: messenger RNA, 2501 nt
Organism: Amaranthus tricolor (Joseph's coat)
Lineage: Eukaryota; Viridiplantae; Streptophyta; Magnoliopsida; Caryophyllales; Amaranthaceae
Product: cytosolic endo-beta-N-acetylglucosaminidase 1
Exons: 11
Coding region: 95-2227 (710 amino acids)
Biological process (GO): protein deglycosylation
Cellular component (GO): cytoplasm
Molecular function (GO): mannosyl-glycoprotein endo-beta-N-acetylglucosaminidase activity
Source: RefSeq, a predicted model, not a curated record
CAUUUUCACAAAUUGCAAACUUUAUAAUCAAUCAAAUUUAAAAAUCCCCAAAUUAACGGUCACGUUACUUUACUUCUACUCCUUCAAAUGUAAAAUGCUAAAUCGAUUACUUCUAUCAAUCAUAAAUCGACAAACCCUAAUCUCAAUCAGAUGCUUCAUUUUAUCAAUCACAUCUAAACUUUAUUCUUCAAUCAUGGCUGCUCAAUCAUCCUCACAACCAUCUGAAUCAACCCUUAAAAACCCACGAGAGUUUGACCCAUUAAAACCUCAAAUUCCGAUUUCAUAUCCUAUUAAAACCCUUGAAGAGCUUGAAUCGAGAUCAUAUUUUGAUUCAUUUCACUAUCCAUUCAAUAAGGCAAGUGUCCCAUUAGAUGGGAAUAUGUAUUUGCCUCAAAGACCUAGAAUGUUAGUAUGCCAUGAUAUGGCUGGUGGGUAUUUGGACGAUAAGUGGGUACAAGGUGGGACUAAUGCUGAUGCUUAUGCUAUAUGGCAUUGGUAUUUGAUGGAUGUUUUUGUGUAUUUUUCUCACAAUUUAAUUACUCUUCCUCCUCCUUCUUGGAUUAAUGCUGCUCACAAACAUGGAGUUAAGGUAUUGGGGACUUUUUUGACAGAAUGGGACGAGGGUAGAAUCAUAAGCAAUAAAAUGUUAUCAAGUAAAGAGUAUUCUCGUAUGUGUGCUGAGCGAUUAACUGAGCUUGCCAUUGCUCUUGGAUUUGAUGGCUGGCUGAUCAAUAUGGAGGUUACCCUUGACUCAUCCCAGAUAGCAAAUUUGAAAGAAUUUGUCAGCCAACUGACAGAUAUGAUGCAUUUGUCAAUGCCUGGGUCUUUGGUGAUAUGGUAUGACAGUGUUACGGUUAAUGGUCAUCUUCAUUGGCAAGAUCAACUGAACGAGAUGAACAAAGCCUUUUUCGAUUUGUGCGAUGGCAUUUUUGUAAACUAUACAUGGAGGGAAAACUAUCCAAAGCUCUCUGCUAAUGUUGCCGGUGAUAGGAAGUUUGAUGUUUACAUGGGUAUAGAUGUAUUUGGUAGGAAUACUUUUGGUGGAGGUCAAUGGAAUACAGACGUUGCUCUAGAUGUCAUAAAGAAGGAUGAUGUAUCUGCUGCAAUAUUUGCGCCUGGAUGGGUCUAUGAGAAUAAGGAACCUCCGAAUUUUCAGACUGCUCAGAAUCGUUGGUGGAGUCUUGUUGAAAACUCCUGGGGAGUGAUGCAAAACUACCCAAGGUCAAUACCAUUCUACUCGGACUUUAACCAGGGUCGUGGCCACCAUUUUUCUGUUGAUGGGAGGCAACUUUCAGAUGCUGAUUGGUGCAACUUAUCAUGCCAAAGCUUUCAGCCUUUCUUGGAAUUUUCUGAAGACCCUGUAUUAGAUGCUACUCAGGCUCUUGUCAACCUUGAAGAAAAAUCUUAUAGCGGAGGAGGAAAUGUAACAUUGAAAGGGGUUCUUGGUAGCUUUGAUUAUUUCACAAAAAGGUUAUUUCAAGCGAAGCUCCCUUUCGACGAUUCAGCUCUCGGCUUCACAUAUUCUGUGAAGUCCGUUGGGGACUCUCUGGUGGGCAUUUUGCUGGAGUUUCUCUCCACUGAAGGUGAGAUCGAAUCAGUCCUCCUAGCAUCUCACGGGGAUACCUUACGUACCAUGAAUCGCUUUUCUAGCAAGUUCAGCAAAGUCAUUAUGCCCCAUCGCGUCGUCAAACCUGAGUCGUCUGAUGGGUGGAUUCUACAGGAGACCGUCAUUUCCAUGCCUGGUUAUACAUUGACGGAAAUCUGUGCAGUAUGCUACAAAUUGAGAAAUGAAUGGGAGGAAAAAAUCUCCGAGUAUUAUGCAAUUCUCGGUCAUCUCUCUAUCAAAAGUCCCGAUCAGAAUGUACUAUUUCCAUCCUCAUCUUCAUGGGUAGUCGAGUGUCAAGAUGUCACAUGGAAACCAAGCACCGGAGAAACGAAGUUUGUUAGCUUUACUAUGGUAUGGAAAUUGAUGGACGAGAGCAAUUCCAAUGAGUUUCAGAAAUACAAUAUUUAUGUCGAAAAAACAUCAGAAUCGGAUGAAAUUCUAAAUGUAAAGCUUCAAGCAAUACCAGAGUUCCUCGGAAUUGCCCUAGUUGAAGCCUUUUAUGUUUCCGAUUUGCUAGUUCCAUACGGUGUUUCUUCUCUCAAAUUUACCGUCCAAGUUUGUGGUCUUGACGGGAGUUAUCAACGACUAGACGAUUGUCCAUCGUUUCAAUUGGAUUUUUAAGCUUAGCUCUAUUAACUCGAUGUUCUGGAUUUACUUCUGUAUAUGACAAUAAAAUAGAUUUGAAUUGAUGUAGUAUUCAAUGUUUUGUUCACAAAAUAUAAGUUACAUCAAUGCAAAAUCAUUAGAAUAUCUUUAAUGGGUCAGUGUGAUUGCUAAACCUAAUUAUGUAAUGCAAGUUCAUUGGAUGUUAUGUAAUUAGGGGUUUGAUUUCAAUUGAAAGUUACGUAGUGAAAUAUUUUUAGCAACAAUAAAAGUCAUUUUAAUAUAUGUAUUA